AAGACGUGUGUUGUUUACUGCACGAUGCAUCAUGCUAGCUUAUUCUGUUUGCUACAUUUCCCCUUUCCUGUAUAGUUGAGUAAACUUCUCAACUCUUUAAAAAAAAAUGUCAAACAUUGUCUAUUUGUCUUUACCCCACUGGGAUGGAGGCUUCAAAAAGAUUCGUUUUAUUUACUUGGUCAAUGAUUCGUCUUUUACUCUGACAGAGUGUCCACGAAAGGGUGCGGCGGCGGUGCCUCUCUUUUUAGGAGCCGAUCUCUUCUCCAACACCGACAUCCGGCCCGAGAAUCAUCCCCGCUGUCACGCCAAAUAUGCCAGGAAAGGCCUCUCCACCAAAAUACAAUUUUCUUCCGCCUUUAGGUUCCGUGGCUUAAAGGUGCCCACGUCCAACAACAGCCUUUGGUUCUACAGCAUUCACGGGCUUUUUCGAGUGGCUUUUGAAACGUACACCAAGCAGGAGCAGCUUGCAGUGGUGGAGAACUUCCAGGACCUUUGGAAGUCUCAAAUAAACGACAGCCCGCUGAAGACGAGCUACAGCCUCAGCGAGCAGCUGGACGCCGGUCCCUCCGACACCAGGAUGGAUGGUCUGGAUCUGGAGGCCACCACAGCAAACAUCUCAAAAGAACACGAUCACUGCUACUUUUCACAGCAAAGGCGUCCGCUUGUGUUGACGCUCAGGAGUAAACUUCAGCGUUUGGAUGCUAAACUCUCCUCCGAGGCCGAGAGCUUCAAAGAGCAGCAGUUGGAGACCCUCCUGCUUUUUUUGGAUCACACGGAGCGAUGCCUCGGCGGGACGUUAGAGGAACAAGACGUGGCGGACUCGGUGCUGGCGCUGCUCAAGUCCAAAGAGUGGAGCUGCGUUUAUUCCAGUCCCCUGCUGGACGCCGUCGCCCGGUGGCUGGGCCGCCAGUUCAGCUCGGCCAACGGGAGCGUGAGCCGCGGCGUGGAGGGCUUCAAGGAGCGGCACAUCGAGAGGAUCAGCGAGCUGCCGCCGGCCGAGGAAGUGGCCGCCGAGCUUUUCCCGGAGGCCAUGAGGACGCUGCUGCUCCACUGGAUGGGACUGAGCCAAGAGGCGGACGCGGCCAAGCGACGCAGCGAGUAUCCCAUCCUGCUUCUCAUCCUGGAGUUCGCCAACCACAACCUCAUCACCGGCGUGGCUCACGUCCUCUACUCCACGCUCAUAUGCAAAUAAAUGUCUUAGUAUUCAUUUAGUCAAAGCUACUUUUCUGUAACAUUUUGGAAUCUAAUGAUUUUGCAUCAUCUUCUUCCAACUACAAACCCCGUUUCCAUAUGAGUUGGGAAAUUGUGUUAGAUGUAAAUAUAAACAUUUUUUUAUCAGUUUGAACAUCAAAUAUGUUGUCUUUGUAGCAUAUUCAACUGACUAUGGGUUGAAAAUGAUUUGCAAAUCAUUGUAUUCCGUUUAUAUUUACAUCUAACACAAUUUCCCAACUCAUAUGGAAACGGGGUUUGUAGAACAAUGAGGCUGUGUUCUUUUCUGGACAGGUGGGGGCUUUCUUCAUGUGCAAGAAGUUGGCUCUUCCGUUUGAAUGUUAGACCAAUUCGAGAAGCCGAUAUGAAUUUAUUGGUGUGGGCUGGCCUCCUGAAGCUUCAGUAAAACAUGAUAAUAUUCCUAUUUUGUCUUGAUGGUCCUUCUUACUCUGCAAAUAUGUCAUCUGAAAGAACUUGGGAUUGACCAGUAACAUUAAUUCCCUGGGAGGGAAGCAGACGCAACAGUGGCUACGUUGAAGAAAUUAAAAUGUAAAACAUGUUUUCAGUUAUUUCACCUUUUUUGUUAAGUACAUAACUCCACAUGUUCAUUCAUAGUUUUGAUGCCUUCAGUGACAAUCUACAAUGUAAAAGUCAUCAAAUCUACAAUGUAAAAGUCAUGAAA
Entelurus aequoreus (snake pipefish) is the source of this 1891-nucleotide messenger RNA. RefSeq lists its product as uncharacterized. The record is from RefSeq and is a predicted model, not a curated record. NCBI's taxonomy places the organism in Eukaryota, Metazoa, Chordata, Actinopteri, Syngnathiformes, Syngnathidae. The transcript is spliced from 4 exons. The coding region runs from base 107 to 1192 and encodes 361 amino acids.